CAUGCGCGACCGAGCUCCCGGGGCGGUGCUGCUCAAUCCGGGUAUCCGGCGGCCUGUAGCUGUUUUGUUUUCUUGGCUGGAACUGGGAAAGUGAGGCGGCCCGGCGCGGCGCGACACCGGGCUCUGGACCGACUGCACGCGCGGGGCUGGACUGACCUGAAAAAAAUGUCUGGAUUUCUAGAAGGCUUGAGAUGCUCAGAAUGCAUUGAUUGGGGGGAAAAGCGCAAUACUAUUGCUUCCAUUGCUGCUGGUAUCCUAUUUUUUACAGGCUGGUGGAUUAUCAUAGAUGCAGCUGUCAUUUAUCCCAGCAUGGAAGAGUUCAACCACUCCUACCAUGCCUGUGGUGUUAUAGCAACCAUAGCCUUCCUAAUGAUUAAUGCAGUAUCGAAUGGACAAGUGCGAGGUGAUAGUUACAGUGAAGGUUGCCUGGGUCAAACAGGUGCUCGCAUUUGGCUGUUCAUUGGUUUCAUGUUGGCCUUUGGCUCUCUGAUCGCAUCUAUGUGGAUUCUUUUUGGAGGGUAUGUUGCUAAAGAAAAAGCCAUCGUAUACCCUGGAAUUGCUGUAUUUUUCCAAAAUGCCUUCAUCUUUUUUGGAGGACUCGUUUUUAAGUUUGGCCGCACUGAAGACUUGUGGCAGUGAAAACAUCUGAUUUCUUACUGCAGAGAAGUCCUGCAUGGGUUUGUUUUUUUUUUUCACUACUCACUCCCAGUCUUUUGUAAUGCCUUUUUCUAAACUUCUUUCUGAGUGUAGUCUCAACUUAAAUUUGUAUAAUACUAAAAUCAUGAGAACUCCCUAUUUAAACAACAACAACAACAGCAAAAUCUAUUGUGGUAUGCAUUUGCUUAACUUGUAAAAUGUUAAAGAAAAAUAUUUCACAUGAGAAAUUUUUAUUAUGUUUUAUCAUGGUAUAAUUUGUAAAAAUAAAAAUAAAUCACAAAAGAAAUUAUGGAAGCAUCUUAUAUGAGUAUUUGUCAUAUCCAAGGUGCAAAACUGCAGUUAAAGUGCUCUGAAGAUUGAAUGUGUUUAUUUAAAUGUGGCCUCUUCUGUGUCAAAUGUUAAAUGAAAUAUAAACGUAUUGUUUUUAAAAAACUA
Balaenoptera acutorostrata (minke whale) is the source of this 1092-nucleotide messenger RNA. RefSeq names its product transmembrane protein 50A (gene TMEM50A). The transcript is spliced from 7 exons. The coding region runs from base 166 to 639 and encodes 157 amino acids. The record is from RefSeq and is a predicted model, not a curated record. NCBI's taxonomy places the organism in Eukaryota, Metazoa, Chordata, Mammalia, Artiodactyla, Balaenopteridae. Gene Ontology annotation, biological process: protein targeting to vacuole; late endosome to vacuole transport via multivesicular body sorting pathway.